CAACGUUUAUGAAUGAAUCAGCCGGAGUGUUGAAGAUGAAUGAGUGAAUCGGCCAUGAGUCAACCAGACGAUAAUUCAAUGGCAACAUUUGCUGCGGAUAACCUCGAGGUCAAGGGUUUAUCAAUCUUGCUGAAGAAUAAUUCGCGUUUCUUGCGUAAGCGAACUGGGAUGAAUUUCUCAGUUUCGUGCAGCAAUUCUGAGCACACGCAUGCCAAAAAAAGGAUCUAUUGAGCAGCCGCUACCGAGUCAUCUACGCAGAUUUCAAUCGGAGAAUCCACUGAUUGAUGGCUAUCCCUGAUUGCCUCAGCUUCUCUUCCUUGUUCAUUUACAGACUACAUUGCGACAAUUCCCGAGCAAGAAACUGUGACGAUGAAGUCCGUCAUAGGAAUUCAUCUCACAAUCCUAGUAUUAUCAGUCAGCGGGAGCCUUCCCUCCUCCCUAAACACCUCGGACCAUGAAAUAUACAUCGAAGGCAGCACAAUAAAAAAAAUAAUAAAAAUCGGCCCUUCCGACAGGCUCAGCAUGUCGCUCAGAACUAUGCGCAUAGCAAUCUCCCCUCGCGCAUUUCAAAACUCAGGAGUUAAAACUCUCCACUUGAAUUUUGAUACUCCAGCCGAUCUGGCCAGUAAAACCGCGCAAAUCGCGCUGCAACCGGAGUCUCUCCUCGGUUUGGAUCUAGACAGUCUUUCCCUCACCCGCGUCGACCUCACCUUGAGCGCGGACGCUCUGACUCCGCUCGGAUCGCUCGGCCAUCUCAGCUUGAUCUCCUGCGACGUCGUCGAAGUGCCCACGGCACUGCUGAUGUCCUUUCCUAAGCUAGGGUCGCUGAUACUGUCCCGUAAUAACAUCUCCGUCGUCCAUCAUAACGCCUUCGAGCCCCUCAAACGACUGUGGUAUCUGGACUUGGCCUCCAAUAACAUCAGCGCCUUCGAGCCGGGGUGCUUCAAUGGACUCGAAGAACUCGAAAGAUUGGAUCUGAGCAACAACUCCUUCGCGUUCAUGCCCGCCGUCUUCGAUCGACUCCCCAAACUGAUGGAGCUUCACAUCCGCGAGUGCCCGUAUCUCCGGAAAAUCGAUAUCAACGCCUUUCGAAAAACGCCGACUCUAACUUCGCUCACAAUAUCGCGCACUGGAGUCCACACUCUACAGACCGGAGUGUUCGAUAGUCUGGCGCGUUUGGGGUGGCUCCACUUGGGAGGGAACCGCAUUGGUCAUGUCCCGAAAAAUUUAUUCAACAAACUCGAGUCGCUUGACUACCUCUUCCUGGAUAACAACGAAAUUGUGGGGAUGGACUCACGCGCGUUCGCGGGGCUCAACCUCCGAUAUCUCGGGCUCUCGCAUCAGAGCCCAACGGCCGGGGAGCUCUUUCGCCCCCGGAGACUGGUGAUUGGAAACGGAACUUUCAGCGAUUUGAUUGCCGAUAUCGUCUAUAUGGUGGGCACUUCGAGUCCUGAUAUCAGACCGGGGGCUUUCGAGGGCCUGUCCGCUGGAUUAUUGGAUUUACGGUGUCUUGGGAUAGGGAGAAUUGACGCCGAAAUGUUUUCGGGAGUCAGGGCGAGGAAGCUCGAUUUGAGGAUGAAUAGCAUUUCUGAAAUUGACAGCAAUGCAUUCAAACGUGUCAUUGGCGAGGAAGUUGAUCUCUUGGGCAAUCCCAUUAAAAUUACGGACAAGGAAAAUUGGGAUAUUUCGGAAUCGUUGUUCAUCAACAUUUAAAGAAACUAUCAAAAUUAUACAUUUUUUUAUGUUUUUCAAAAUGUUAUAAUGUAAUGAAAUAUAAUA
Molecule: messenger RNA, 1779 nt
Organism: Diachasma alloeum
Lineage: Eukaryota; Metazoa; Arthropoda; Insecta; Hymenoptera; Braconidae
Product: platelet glycoprotein V
Exons: 2
Coding region: 370-1713 (447 amino acids)
Molecular function (GO): protein binding
Source: RefSeq, a predicted model, not a curated record